Molecule: messenger RNA, 2886 nt
Organism: Medicago truncatula (barrel medic)
Lineage: Eukaryota; Viridiplantae; Streptophyta; Magnoliopsida; Fabales; Fabaceae
Product: U-box domain-containing protein 35
Exons: 10
Coding region: 297-2660 (787 amino acids)
Biological process (GO): protein phosphorylation
Molecular function (GO): protein kinase activity; ATP binding
Source: RefSeq, a predicted model, not a curated record
AGAAAGAGAAGGAGUAGAAAACAAUAUUUUUUGUGGUGUUAGUUAUGCUUGUUUUGUGUUGCCCUUUAACGAAUGAAUAUAGGACAAGAAAAGAAAAAAUUGAUUGAUUACCCAUAAAUUAGGGGUAAGUUUCUAUAAACUGAUUUCAACAUUCGUUUAAUAACAAUUUUUUAGUUAAUUAAUUAAAUAAUUAAUAGGAUUGUAGAAGAAAAACAGAGGGUUGUGGCGUAGGUGAUGUCCUUCCUUCCUGAGAUAGAUGUUGUAUUGGAAGAAAAGAAAAAGAAAAAGAAAAAGAAAUGUGGAAAGGGACUAGAAAGGGAGGAGGAGGAGGAGGAGGAAAUGGAUUGAUAGCGGUGGCUAUUGACAAAGAUAAAGGAAGCCAAAAUGCUAUUAGAUGGGCUGCUGAUACUCUUCUCACCAGAGGCCAAACCGUUAUUCUUAUCCAUGUUUCUCAUGCUCUUUCUUCCAGAGGUAGCGAGGGCGCGAUUGUAUGUAACGCUGCCAACAGUACUUCUUCAGCUGCAUCAUCUCCACAGAGACACCUAAUUGAUAAUGUUGCCAAGGAUCUCUUUGUUACUUUCCAUUGCUAUUGUAGACGCAAAGAUAUACAAUGCCUUGAUGUCCUACUUGAAGACACUGAUGUUGUCAAAGCAAUAACUGAAUAUGUCUCUUAUGCUGCAAUUGAGAACUUGAUCGUUGGUGCACCAUCAAGGCAUGGAUUUAUUAGAUCCUUUAAGUCAUCAAAUACACCAAGCGGCAUAUCAAAGGGGGCACCAGACUUCUGUACUGUUUAUGUCAUAUCUAAGGGGAAAAUCUCUUCAGUUCGGAAUGCUUCUCGUGCAGCACCACAUACCUCUCCUCUUCUCAACCAUAUACAUAACAAUCUAACUAGUGAGGAUGUAAAUCAAACUGCACAGCAGAUAUGCUCUAGACGUAUGAAUAUGAGAGACAGGACGUCGAUGAAACCUAACAGCUGGCAGGACGAAUCUAUGAACAGGUCUCCAUUUGGAAGAAGAGCCAGAGGCACGAGUGGAAUGUUAUGUGUAGACUUCACAGAUUCAGAUACAGACAUAUCAUUCGUAAGCUCUGGGAGGCCAAGCAGUGCUUGUUCAUCCUCUAUUUACGACUACAUGGACUCUGGUCGAACUUCACGAAUUUCUACCAGUACAGACCGUAGCUCUGGAUCCCACCGAUUGGGAAUCAAGUUCACUGAACCCAGUUCACCAGAUACCUCUUUUUCGCUGGAUAGCAGUAGGACAUCAUGUUCAUAUUCAAACAUGGAUGAAACAGAAGCUGAUAUGCGGAGGCUGCAGCUUGAGUUAAAACAAACGAUGGACAUGUACAAUACUGCGUGCAGAGAAGCACUUGCAGCACAACACAAGUUAAUGGAGAUGAGCCACUGGAAAAUUGAGGAAGAAAAGAAAUUAGAAGAGGCACGACUGGCCCAAGAAGCUGCGCUGGCAAUUGCUGAGAGAGAGAAAGCAAGAAGUAAGGCAGCUAUGGAAACAGCUGAAGCAGCUAGAAAAAUCGCAAAUGUGGAAUUAAAUAAAAGAUCAGGUGUUGAAGUUAAAUCUCUUAAAGAAACAGAGGAAUUGAGAAAGCUAUUGGAUAAUUUAGCCCAAACUGAUCUAAGAUACAGAAGAUACAAUAUUGAGGAGAUUGAAGCAGCCACAAACAUGUUUUCUGAAAAACAAAAAAUUGGGGAAGGUGGUUAUGGACCUGUUUAUAAAUGUUACCUUGAUCAUACUUCAGUGGCCGUCAAGGUUUUGCGUCCAGAUGCGGCUCAAGGGAAAUCACAAUUUCAACAAGAGGUUGACAUACUAAGUUGUAUUCGUCACCCAAACUUGGUGCUUCUUUUAGGAGCGUGUCCAGAGUAUGGCAUAUUGGUUUAUGAAUAUAUGGCGAAUGGAAGCUUAGAAGAUUGUCUGACUCGAAAAAAAAAUGAUAGGGUUCUGUGUUGGCAGCUUAGGUUCCGGAUUGCUGCAGAGAUAGCAACAGGUUUGCUAUUCCUACAUCAGACGAAGCCUGAACCUUUGGUGCAUCGUGAUUUGAAACCCGGAAACAUUUUGCUGGACAGGAAUUAUGUAUGUAAGAUAAGUGAUGUUGGUUUGGCAAGGCUGGUCCCUGUGGUGGCUGAAAAUGUAACACAAUGUUGCAUGACAUCAGCAGCGGGAACAUUCUGUUAUAUUGAUCCCGAGUAUCAGCAAACAGGAAUGCUUGGUGUGAAGUCGGAUGUUUAUUCUUUAGGGAUCAUAUUUCUACAGUUAUUGACUGGCAGACAUCCAAUGGGAUUGGCUCACCAUGCUGAACAGUCUAUUGAGAAUGGCACAUUUCAGGAAAUGCUUGACCCAUCGCUCUCUGAAUGGCCCCUUCAACAAGCAAUCUCCCUGGCCAAUAUAGCUGUCAACUGUGCACAACUUAGACGAAAAGAUCGGCCAGACCUAGCCAAGGAAGUGUUGCCUGAGCUUGUUAAACUCACAGAGUUUGCUGAAGAUAAUAUGGGUCCCAUCUUUCUAGGAGGAGGCAUUACAUGUAGUAGCAGUAAUGAACCUUCCCCCAACCACAGUGAAGCUUCUAUGACGCAGGACGUGAUGAGUGACCCACAGAUUGUAAAUUCAGGAAGCUCAAUAAGUCCACCACCAGAAGAAGAAAAUUCUUAAGUGUGUAUUAAUCAAAUAGACAAGUUGACCUACACUCUAUAACUUAAAUUAGAAAAGAGAGGACACAGAACUAGCCAAUGGUAAUUGGAAAUUUUUGUAUUGUUAUGUAAAUUAAUAUGUUAGGGAUUUGGAUUUUCUUCAGUUUGUAACACAAGCUUUCUUGUAAUUAAUACAUACUAGAUAGAUUUAGACCCAGCGUUGCAUUGACCAACCUUUAAUUUUGAAA